Messenger RNA from Erinaceus europaeus (western European hedgehog), 4192 nucleotides. It is a transcript of the gene NEK7, whose product is annotated as NIMA related kinase 7. The record is from RefSeq and is a predicted model, not a curated record. Gene Ontology annotation, molecular function: protein kinase activity; ATP binding. NCBI's taxonomy places the organism in Eukaryota, Metazoa, Chordata, Mammalia, Eulipotyphla, Erinaceidae. Gene Ontology annotation, biological process: protein phosphorylation. Bases 28 to 1248 code for a protein of 406 amino acids. The transcript is spliced from 10 exons.
CCCGCCCCUGUCCUCGGGGAUGCCGGGAUGUUUACACUCCUGACAGCGGCGGCCGCGGAGGAGGAGCGGCGGGCGCGGGAGGAUGGGCCGCCGCUGAGCUCGCAGUUCGGCCGCGCGUCGCCGAGCGCAGGGUGGGUGCCCACGCCUGCAGCGACCGCGGGGGCUGCGCGGCGGGAGGUGGCGAUCGGCGGCUCCGGGCCUCGCAGCCUCAGCCCCCUUCUCUGCCCCCUUCUCAGCGGGCCUUUCGGCGGCGCCGCCCGCCUGCCCCAGCUCCCUCGCGGGCUGGAGCACCGACAGCUCCCGACUGCCGAAGUCCUACAUUUCCUGUUGCUUCAGACAAUGGAUGAACAAUCACAAGGAAUGCAAGGGCCACCUGUCCCUCAAUUCCAGCCACAGAAGGCCUUACGACCGGAUAUGGGCUAUAAUACAUUGGCCAACUUUCGAAUAGAAAAGAAAAUUGGUCGUGGGCAAUUCAGCGAAGUAUAUAGAGCAGCCUGUCUCUUGAAUGGAGUAUCAGUCGCUUUAAAAAAAGUGCAGAUAUUUGAUUUAAUGGAUGCCAAGGCACGUGCUGAUUGCAUCAAGGAAAUAGAUCUUCUGAAGCAACUCAAUCAUCCAAAUGUAAUUAAAUAUUAUGCAUCAUUCAUUGAAGACAAUGAACUAAAUAUAGUUUUGGAAUUAGCUGAUGCUGGUGACCUAUCUAGAAUGAUAAAGCAUUUUAAGAAACAGAAGAGGCUAAUUCCUGAAAGAACUGUUUGGAAGUACUUUGUCCAACUUUGCAGUGCAUUGGACCAUAUGCAUUCUCGACGAGUCAUGCAUCGAGAUAUAAAACCAGCAAAUGUGUUCAUCACCGCCACUGGUGUGGUGAAACUUGGAGAUCUUGGGCUUGGUCGGUUUUUCAGUUCCAAAACCACUGCUGCACAUUCUUUAGUGGGUACACCUUAUUACAUGUCUCCAGAGAGAAUACAUGAAAAUGGAUACAACUUCAAAUCUGACAUCUGGUCUCUCGGCUGUCUACUGUAUGAAAUGGCAGCAUUACAGAGUCCUUUCUACGGUGACAAAAUGAAUUUAUACUCACUGUGUAAGAAGAUAGAACAGUGUGACUACCCACCUCUCCCUUCAGAUCACUAUUCAGAGGAACUCCGACAACUGGUGAACGUGUGCAUCAACCCAGAUCCUGAGAAGCGACCAGACAUUGCCUACGUUUACGACAUGGCAAAGAGAAUGCACUCGUGCACUGCAAGCAGCUAAACACGUGGAAGAUAGUGAAGAAGAGAACCAAAAUAACUUCAAAGUAUUUGUGCAGAUCAUACCUCCCUAUUGUUUGUCUGGGUAUUAAGAUUCAUACUUUAGAGCUAAUGUACUUUGAAUCCUUAACCAGUUUUCAUAUAAGUUCCAUUUUGUACCGUCCAAGUUCCCUUACCAACCCCAGAUGACUUUGAAAUAAGCAGAUUGCAUGUUAGGAAAAUAAGUGAAGCAUGCUGGCUUGUCAUGGCUAAAGGCUUUGGAGGUUACUUGACAUCCUCUACUGGUAAAUUGUGUUCAGAUAGAUGCUCAGUGCCAAAAUAUUGUAGGUGCACCCCAGCACACAUCAAGAUCAACUCAAAACCAGAGGAAAAAAGUAUCUGGACACUUGACUUGUUUGCUUUGUAGUCACUUGUGGACAUUUGAGUUGAAGACAAUUUGUGAAUUUUUUUGUGAUUACUUUUAGAAGUUUGAAGUAUGUACUUUAGGUUUUUUUUUUUUUUUUUUUUUUUUAGCAGUGUAACUUUCAAAUAUAAUUCUUAGGUUAAGCAUAGGCAGACUAUCUGAGCGACAGUUAAAGUUCUUAGCUUAUACAUUCAGAAUGCAACUAUUAAAUGUGAAAAGAUUUGGGGACAAAGUAUGAGUCAGACACUGAAGAGGUUUAUUUUUUAUUUCUUGCUUCGUUUUGUUAUGAAUGUGUGUGAGAUUCUUUUUCAUUAAAAUGGUAUAAAUGAACCCAUUUAAAAAGUGGUUAAGGAUUUGUUUGACCGGUGUGAUAGCAUUUUUGAAGCUUGCACAUUGCCCAAGGCUGUGUGUGUGUGUGUGUGUGUGUUUGUGUGUGUGUGUGUGUGUGUGUGUAUGUGCUUUUAUUAUUGUUUGUACAUUGGAAAAAUAGUCUUUGCAUAAUCUUGCAGUACUAUGCUUCAAUUUCCUUAAAAAUCUAGAUGCAGUACUCAUAAUUGUACACUAUAAUAUAUGCAUAUGUUUUUAUUCAUAGAUUUUAUUGAAGUUCUGUUAUUGGUUCCCUUCAGAAAUUUUUUUAUGUUCUUUAAUUUGCUUUUCUAUUUAUAUUGUAUGUUCUCUUUAUCCAUUAAUGUUUCCAAUUUACUGAAAACAUAAUACCAUUUUAAAAACAUUUGGCAUACUGAUAUUUUUUUCCUGACUCUGAAAGAGAUUUUUUAAGCUCUUAACAAUUUCCCCCUCCCCCUUCAUAUGCCUAUAUUCUGUCUUGUUUGAGAGAAAGAAUGUGUGUUUCAUUGUACCUGUGAAUGUUGAGACGGUUUCAAUUUAUUUGACAAGGUUGUGAUUUUACAAGUUUAAAGACAUGAGGACUGGCCACUACAAAGCCAGAAUUUCUAUGAACCUUCGUGUUGAGAAGCUUCUAAGCAAAGUACUACAUUCAUGAAUGAAGUCGACAGUGACAGGAAUGCUUCGUCUAGUUUAAGGAAAUGGGCAGAGUUUCCUUAGAACUGUUGUGGAGAUGGGCGUUUUCCUGAAUGCUUUCAUGUGAGGGAUGACCAGUUCCUCACAGAAUUGUGAAGCCAAGAGGCCCAGUGGCAGUCAUCACUAAAGGACUCUGUGCCACCAUCCACCCGUGAAAAGCCUCAUGUUCAGCGAAUACCUACCUUUAGCCAAUAUAACUGCUGGCUCUUAUUUUUUUUUCCUUGCAAUCAUUUGAAUACUUCAAGUCAUUUGUAAACUCUGAAAACAUAUAAAGGGCAAUAUAUAUAUAUACUCUUCAUGAGAAUUUAGUUCGUUUUGGAAUCUUCAUCUGUUUGUGGUUUCUGAAGGAAAAUUCUGUCUUGGGAUAGACAAAGGAAAAACAUGGUUGGUCUUCCACGGUCUUACAGUUGCAUUGUAUUUCCCAGAUUCUAGUGAUUUAAAGACAAUUACACUGAACACCCACAGACUUAUCAGAAAUAUAAGAAGAAUGAUAUCAGUUGACCAUUAGUGUCACCUUAAUUUUAAUGCAAUACUGAUUAAGAUGAGGAAAUGUUCUGUGGUUGAAACAGAUCAUUUUUUUUUAAGCUCUCAAAAUAUAUUGGCUCUACAACUCAUUUUGUUUUGUCCCUCACAGUGAUUUUCUUUUAAGAAAAGAUUUAAACUUUUCAGUGUAUUUAUCUGCUAGAAGGAAGAAUGUAAUGAUCAAGGAAAUGCAUUAUCUUCUAUAUCUAGAAGCCUUUUUUUUCUUCCAGAUAUUGUAUCAUUUUUUAAAUCUGAGUGCACAUAUUUUUUGAAGAAAACCACUGUUAUUUUUUAAAAAUUUUUGAGUGGGAUCAUUUCAGAGAAUUAUGAAGAUGACUAGAAGUUUUGAUUUUUUUUGUAAUCCUAAAAUUGUCUCUUUAUAUUUCUGUUUGACAAAUAAAUUUUUUGUUGAUUAAGUAAACACUUCAAGCUGAACUGAGAAACAGUAAAGUGAAAGGUACAUGUGAUUCUAAACCUUAUUUAUACUUUAGUACCCCUGGGAGGAGAUGUGGGGUAAGUUUAUUUCGUAUGCUGAGGUUUAGGAAUGGUGAAUGAAGGGUAUCUCAUAGAAAUAAAGUGCUCAACAAUGUGCAAUGAUUGUAAAUGUAGUAAGAUAUUGCAGCCAUUUCAUGAAUGCUUCCCCAUUCUGCAUACCAUCUAUUACAAAGCACCUUUCUUGUAUACCUACACUUCAGGUGUUGCAAUUAACAUUGACAUAUUUAUUUUAGCCCAAAUGUUACUCCUAGUAAAUGCAUUUUCUUUGAAAUGAAUGUAUUAUGUUCAUAACCCACAAAUGCCUAAUUCUCCUAUGCCUUAUAUUUCAAUAGUACUGUAAUAUGAACUUCUUUUGUGAAAUACUUUUAUUUUGUUAUGCUUCAAAUACACAUACUAGAAGAUUCUGUUAUUAGCUUUGAAAAUUGUAUAGUACAACUAAAUAAAAAUAUAAAAUUUAAAAUGAGUAUAAUAAAAUGUUUAUGGAUCUCUG